Molecule: messenger RNA, 1439 nt
Organism: Tinamus guttatus (white-throated tinamou)
Lineage: Eukaryota; Metazoa; Chordata; Aves; Tinamiformes; Tinamidae
Gene: PSEN2
Product: presenilin 2
Biological process (GO): membrane protein ectodomain proteolysis; Notch signaling pathway; protein processing
Cellular component (GO): membrane; gamma-secretase complex
Molecular function (GO): aspartic endopeptidase activity, intramembrane cleaving
Source: RefSeq, a predicted model, not a curated record
UUGGCCGUGCCACCUGAGUGCUCCUCAGAAGAGCAACGAUGAUCACGUUCACGAACAACUCGGACAGCGAGGAGGAGCCCUGCAAUGAGAGAACAUCCCUGAUGUCUGCAGAGAGCCCUCCAGUGCCCUCCUACCAGGAUGGCCUGCAGGCCUCCGAAGCGGGGGAGGCGCAGGCACACAGGAAGAGGCGAACAGGCAGCAGCUGUAGCCCCAACAAUGCUGCCAACGGAAGCACGUCCGGCUCGAGCGCGCCAGUGAGAGAGAGCGCUGUGGAAAACGAAGAGGAGGAACUGACUUUGAAAUAUGGAGCAAAGCAUGUAAUCAUGCUCUUUGUGCCUGUCACCCUUUGUAUGAUUGUUGUCGUCGCAACCAUAAAGUCAGUGCGCUUCUAUACGGAGAAAAACGGGCAGCUGAUCUACACACCUUUCAGCGAGGACACCCCGUCUGUGGGCCAGCGGCUCCUGAACUCGGUGUUGAACACGAUCGUAAUGAUCAGCGUCAUUGUCGUCAUGACCGUGUUCCUGGUGCUGCUCUAUAAGUAUCGCUGCUACAAGUUCAUCCAUGGCUGGCUGAUCCUGUCCUCUUUGAUGCUGCUCUUCCUUUUCACCUAUAUAUAUCUCGGGGAAGUACUGAAGACCUAUAAUGUGGCUAUGGAUUAUCCCACUCUCAUUUUAAUCAUCUGGAAUUUUGGGGCUGUUGGAAUGAUUUGCAUCCACUGGAAAGGUCCUUUGCAGCUCCAGCAAGCAUAUCUCAUUAUGAUCAGUGCUCUAAUGGCACUGGUUUUCAUUAAAUACCUGCCUGAGUGGUCAGCGUGGGUCAUUCUAGGUGCCAUCUCUAUCUACGAUCUGAUGGCUGUUCUCUGUCCCAAGGGGCCACUAAGAAUGCUGGUAGAAACUGCGCAGGAGAGAAAUGAGCCCAUCUUUCCUGCGCUGAUCUACUCAUCUGCUAUGAUGUGGACAGUUGGAAUGGCAAAGCGAGACACAGCAGCAAGAGGGCCAAGUCAGCAGACGUGGGAUACAGCUGAGGAUGGGAGAGUGAACCACAGAAGCCCUUCGCACUCAAACUCUGAAAUUUUGGAGACAAGGAGUCCUGGUGCAAUCCACCCUGUCACUUCUGUAGAGGAGCUGGAGGAAGAGGAAAAGGGUGUGAAGCUGGGCCUUGGAGACUUCAUAUUUUACAGUGUGCUUGUUGGGAAAGCAGCUGCCACAGCUAGUGGAGACUGGAACACGACCCUGGCCUGCUUUGUAGCCAUCCUCAUAGGUUUAUGUUUAACACUUUUAUUGCUGGCUGUUUUUAAGAAAGCCUUGCCUGCUCUUCCCAUCUCCAUCACCUUCGGCCUGGUCUUUUACUUCUCAACAGACAACCUCGUGCGACCAUUCAUGGACACCCUGGCUUCCCACCAGCUGUAUAUUUAGAAGCAGAAGAAGUGGAAGUUAGAG